AUGAACUCUGGCACUCCAGUUGGAUUCCAAACAGCUCAAUAUGUAAUUGGCGCUGAAGAUCUAAGUGUGUUCUACUUUAACAAAUACUCAAUGGAUGUGAGCUCAUCAUCAAUGACCAAUUCUUUGUACCUCAACUCCUCCAAGAUCCUGCCGACCUGGAGAGUGACACUUGUGUAUGGUUCAAGAGAUGAGAAUCAAUUCUAUGAGGCAGAGGGAAAAUAUGAAGAGGACAUGUCACUAUUUGUUAUCCCAUUCACUGUUCCAGCAAGGACUAUGACACGACAAAUGCAGUACUAUCUCAGAUUGCGACCACCUGGCUCCAACUACUUCUCCAACGACAAGAGAUAUGGUGAUUAUUUUGGUGUCAGAGUUAUUCAUGGUGAUCUAAUAUCGAUGGUAUAUCCAAAUACAUCUGUCAUUAACAUCAUUUCAAUAAAUGGUGAUGAGAUGCCACCAAUGAUUACAUCAUGCACUGCCUAUCCAUCAAGGUUUGUCAAUUUGGCAGCUGAUGGAAAAAUGACAAUUGGAUGGAACAUCACGAUUGAGGACUCACUAAAUGGAUUCUCACGUGGAGUGAUCAAUGUUGUCAGUGACAUUGAUGGACUUGAGAGAAGAUUCGAGAUCACACCAGCCAACAGGACAAGUGGCGACAUGUUCAAGGGCAUCUACCAGAUCCUGUUUACUGUCGAUUCCAACUUUGGCAAUCAGACCUUCACAUUCCUCGACAUUGAACUGUUUGACUCAUCAAUGAACCGUGCGCAAUAUAUCACACACUCGAAUGAUCGGACUACCCUGUCACCUCUCUCAUACCUCAUGCAAGCGGACAAGAUACUUGAGUUCAACAUCCAGUUGACAACAUCAUCACAAGACCUCACACCACCAUCUUUGGUGUCAAUGGAGGUACUCACACCGACCGUGGACGUUGGAUCACAUAUGCGCCAGGUCCAGAUUAGAUUGACUAUUAGUGAGACUGGAACUGGAUACAGUAUUCGUCACACUCCUGCAGUUUAUCUCACUGGAUACUUGUUCGAGACCUUCAAGUUAGAUACAACAUUCAUGGGAAUGAGUGAUGUUGGCGGCGCUUACUCUUUCAUGGCAACUGGUCAACUACCUUUUGGAUUUGCCUCCAACACCUUCACCAAUGUGAGUUCAUCUGUGGCUUUGGUAUCUGUUUAUGGCCUUGUGGACAACAGUCAGAACUUGAUUGGAUACAGUACAAAUGAUCUACCAACAUCUCUACUCGAUUUGAACAAGACCAUUGCUAUCAAGUACACUCACAACAUACCAAUAAUUGAUGAUUACUCAAUUGAGAAUGGAAUGAUCACAAUAUUUGGAAAGAACUUUGGUGAUGACAUUGCAUUGAAUGAUCUCACCCAAGGAAUUAGAAUAACCAAGACAUAUGGAGCAAUUGUGAUUGCUGCCUUCAACUUCAAAGUUCUUGACCCAAAGACAACCAACAUCUCGAUCCAACUCAGCUCCAAUCAAUACUCCUCCAACAUUGUUGUUAUUCAACUCCGGCAACCAACACAACCCAUAGUCACACCAACAGUCAUCUGUCCAGGCAACCCACCAUGCUUCAACAAUGGAGAUUGCUCUUCCACCUUUGGAUGUCAAUGUUAUGGCACGUGGUACGGCCAAGAUUGCUCGUCAGAGUCGAUACCUACAACUCCAACUAUCAUUGACCACUCUCCAACGACUGUGUACACCUAUAACAUCUCUGAUGAGACUGUUGUUGGUGACAUUGAGAUUGUUCGAGUGAGGAUACUCAAUCAAGAUGGUGCGGAGUUGGCUUCAUAUCCAUUGUCACAAUGGAAUGUAACAAAUCUAUCCGCUCAAUCACGUGACUACACCACCAAGUUUGGACCAAGUGAUAAUAUUGGAAUGAUCAAGGUCAAUGUCAUAUGGUUCACUGAAGACGAGGAUGUCAAGUUCGCCGGUGACAUUCUCCCAAUCAAGAGGAACACCAUCAAGUACACCAUCACAUUGUCAGACUACAGGUUCCCAAGUCAGUUGGAUUCGAUGCAAGUUGUGAUGAGAGCGGCCAUUAACACGACAGACUCCAACUCAUGUUCAGUCCAACAACAAGGUUAUGUCAAUGGAUCACAAGACAACUUGUUCUGGAUGCGAGUCAAGGUGCAGAGCUACAGUCUGUAUGGUCACUUCAUCCAGAAGGCAUUGGUCGAUGGACGAGUCAGCACUGUGACCAACGUGCUUGUCUCUGAUCAAUCACAAUCAGUGAAUGACACACAGUCAUCACAGACAAUGAUUGGAUUCAAUGUUCGCAGCUUUGAACAACAGGCCAUUCUUGAUCCAGACUUCCAUCUAUUGGUCGAUAUCGAUAAUGCUGAAUCGAAUGACGGUUCCAUUUGCAAUCACAAAUCAUCAUCUUCGUCGUCGAAGAGGUUGUCUACAUUGGCCAUGAUUGGAAUUAUUGUUGUGUGUGUUGUUGUGGUUGUUGCCAUCAUCACUGCCGCACUAAUCUUGAUCAGGAAAGAGAGAAGGGAUCUCAAGAUAUUCAACCUCAUCAAAUUGAGAAGGAGGUCAUUAGUUAAAUAA
Acytostelium subglobosum LB1 is the source of this 2556-nucleotide messenger RNA. RefSeq lists its product as hypothetical. Bases 1 to 2556 code for a protein of 851 amino acids. The transcript is spliced from 4 exons. NCBI's taxonomy places the organism in Eukaryota, Evosea, Eumycetozoa, Acytosteliales, Acytosteliaceae. The record is from RefSeq and is a predicted model, not a curated record. Gene Ontology annotation, biological process: sexual reproduction.